Propithecus coquereli (Coquerel's sifaka) is the source of this 1371-nucleotide messenger RNA. It is a transcript of the gene CCDC117, whose product is annotated as coiled-coil domain containing 117. Lineage: Eukaryota; Metazoa; Chordata; Mammalia; Primates; Indriidae. The record is from RefSeq and is a predicted model, not a curated record. Bases 189 to 1022 code for a protein of 277 amino acids. The transcript is spliced from 5 exons.
AACAAAUCCCGGCAUGCCCCUGGGCGGCCCAGGGUGGAGGGUUCUAGAAGGUGUGACGUGGGGUCGCGAGCGGGCUCCGGAGUGGGCUCGGAGGCGGGCGCCUCUCAGCUGUUGCCGUGGCCGCAGCUGCCGGACCUGGGGACGCGGGUAGCCGGGGUCGCGAUCGUAGCCUCCUCGUCUCGCCGGCCAUGGCCGCACUGGGCCGGCCCUUCAGCGGCCUCCCCCUGAGCGGCAGCUCGGACUUCCUGCAGCCGCCGCCGGCCUUCCCUGGCCGGGCCUUCCCGCUGGGGACGGACGGCGCCGAGUUGGCCCCGCGGCCGGGACUCCGCGCAGUCCCGAGCAGCCCUGGCGGGAGCGCAGCGCGCGGACGUGUUUCCGUUCACUGUAAAAAGAAACACAAGCGAGAGGAGGAAGAUGAUGAUUGUCCUGUAAGAAAGAAAAGGCUAAUUGAAGCAGAGCUCUGUGGUGGUCCUAAUGACUGGAUUCUUUGUGCACAUCAGGGUGUGGAGGGUCAUGGAGCAAAUCCGUGCGCUAGUGGCCUUUCUGUACCUGGCAUGUUAGAUGUUGUUUGUGAAGAAAUGGAUCAGACGACUGGAGAACCACAGUGUGAAGUUGCCCGACGGAGGCUUCAGGAGAUUGAGGACAGGAUAAUUGAUGAAGAUGAAGAAGUUGAAGCUGACAGAAAUGUUAAUCAUCUCCCUAGUCUUGUCCUUUCUGAUACCAUGAAAACUGGUUUGAAAAGGGAAUUUGAUGAAGUCUUUACAAAGAAAAUGAUUGAGUCCAUGAGCCGUCCUUCCAUGGAGCUUGUGCUCUGGAAACCUCUCCCUGAACUCCUUUCUGAUAAGCCAAAGCCAUCAUCUAAUGCUAAGAACUACACAGGAGAGAGCCAAACUAAGCAUGCAGCUGUUGGCACUGCCUUCCCUCAGAAAACUGAACUGUUCUUAGAACCUCGGCAAACAGGGAUGCCUCUUUACAAUAGUUUGGGGACAGCUGCUAACACAGAAGAAGAGAUGGAACUCUAGAAACCAGUUUCUACACUAAAGUUGUCAAAUUUUAGAAGACUCCUGUGUUCAAUUAUGAGCCGACUUGUGUAGUAUAGGGACUUGAAAGUUUUAUGAAACGGGUGUAAUAAUAACUCCACCUGUGAUUUGGGGUGGGACUCUCAUUUUGGUAGCCAUUUAUUGAAUUCAACUUUUUGCCAAGGAAGUUUGUCUCAAGGAAAAAGCAGUUUUCUAUGGGGCUUUUUAAAGGAAUGUUGGAUGACAGUCUCUUCAAAGGCAAGUAUAGAAGCUGUGUGUGUAAGAGUAACUGAAGCUAUCUGUCACUGUUGUCUAAACUAUUCGGACACUUGCAGACUAUUCUUCUUGAGUU